UUUGAUUGUUUUCUUUAAAUUUAGUAGCUGGCACACAAUUCUCCACUCAUGGGUGGUGUUGGUGAGAAGUUUCACUUCUCUGGUCUACCAGAACCCUGAAUGCAGUUAGUUCCUUGUGUGGUUUGGGCAGAGAUUUCUCAGAGUUGGAGGAGAGAUGAAAAAUUUCAGGAGGGGGAGGUGAGAUACUGGAAGUUACUUCUGCUCUGCUUUUAUUGAGCUAGUGUUGAGCUUGGUAACCACUCUUAAGGAAAUUUUAAACCUUGCACCCCAUCCAAAAUAUUGAACCGAAGUAAUUUGGAGGAGGUGAAGGUGCAGGCAGGUGAAACAUCUGUGGGACUGUGAAGGAAGCAGACUGCUACAUGGGUGCUUCUUAAAAACGGAGCAACCCAUAGUGUGGAAGAAGCAUCUUGCAGAUGCCUGAGCCAGGCAUAAGACCUGGCCUUGGCAGGUACAGUUUAGCAGUAGCCAGGGAGACCAAGAGCAUUGUCUCAUUCACUUCUCCUGCCUUUUGGCUUAGUUGGGAAGAAAACAUAGCCACCCCUGAAGUCUGAGAGAGGCUUAUGCUCUGUAGCAUAAUGUAUGGUGCACCAGCACGCAGAUUUCCGUUGGCAGCAAAAAGCCCUUGUUAAGACUGGUUAUGGUUUAAUGAGUGUGUAAAUGAAAAGUGCUGAGAGGACAUGGAGAGCUCCUGACUGCUCAGAAAAUGAUCUUGACUUAAAUGUGGUCUUCAGCUGGUCACAGGUAACUUCACUGUGUAAUUGCUGCUAAUGCACUUCUGUGUGCUGCCUAUGUGGGGAUCAGUAAUGACAAGGCAGCAACAGAGCAAGAAGGGAAGGAGAUGAUGCUUUGAGCCUGCUUUUCUUUUACUUUAUAUACUCAUUGUGCUGGAUCCUUGUCAUGCUUUUAGCACUUGCUGUGGUUCAUUGUUUGAAUGUCACAGUGCUAUUUGAAGUUUAACUGCUCUGCUAGCUGUAAGACCCUGGUUUAAUGUGGUUUUUUGUAAGUUUGCAGAAGGUACAGAGUUGUUGGUGACACUGAGAAUCACUACAAAUCAUGUAGCUGAGGCAGAAGAAGGAAGAGGAAGCUGCAGUGUGGCACUUCAUUCCCCAAAAAGUAUUUGCAUGAACAGACAGCACUUCGGUCUCCUGGGCCUCGCCUCAGCCUUUUGUGCAUGCCAAUCAGUCAUAUUGUCAUCGGCUGCAACACGACAUGUAUUUUCUUACAAGCAAUAGCCGACUGAAUGAGCAAGUGGUUGAUAAAAUUAUUCUUCAGCUUAACAGAGUGUACCCCCAAAUUCUUACCAAUGCAGAAGCAGAAAAGUUCAGGAAUCCAAAGGCAUCACUCCAUACCAGACUUUCAGAUCUGAUAAAGCACCUUCAAAAGAAAGGAGACAGGCACUGUCAAGAGUUUUACAGGGCCCUACAGAUCAAUGCUGAACAGCUGUAUAAUGACCUGCCAAGCAGGAAAAUCCUGAAAACCACAGAUUCCACAGAGAUAGACACUGACAAGGAGAAAUAUAUGCUAAAUGACAGGGCUCCAGUGUUUUUCCUCGCUUGUUUUAGUGUUGCUGCAGGAUUUGCAUUAUUUUGGUAUUGCUGUAACUCAGAUACGAAAGUCAUAGGAAGAGCCAGGAGAGUCUUGGGCUUUUCUCCUAUUAUCAUACGAAGACAUGUUAGAAAUAUUUGUAUGUUGUAUUUGGAAGACAUAUCAAGAAAUUAAGGAAAAGCUGCCUCUUCACUUGUCUGUACAGUAUACCUGCCAUGGGAGGACAACAGUGCAUGAAUAUUAAUGUACUAUACUCUUAUACCAAAGAUUUUAUUGACUAGCUUCAUCAAUAAUUGUGUUGCCUCAAGAUGUAUUCAGAAUUUCAGCUAUAUAUGUCCUUCCUUAUGGGAAUGGACCAUUUAUUUUUGUAAAUGCUUAUUUUAAAAUAUUUAUCAUUUGGAAAAAAAUAUUUUUAAUACAAACUUUAAAAUUAUAUCCUAAGUGAUCAUGGAUCUUAAGCCAUGUUUGCAUAUGUGUUUUAUACUGGAAUGAAGGAUCACAACUGUUUAAAGAAUGCUAGCCUGUCUUUUGUAAUAAUUUAAGAAAAGCCCUUAAAAAACACAUGCACUCAAAGCCUUACUAAGAAAUGGAUCUCUAUCUCAGGACAGGAUUGUCUGUGUUGUCUAGUACGUUUAUACUUAGUGCCUGAGCUCAGGUGGGCACUGGCACCUGUGAAGUUUAUCAGUGCCUGUUACCUUUGUGUAUGCCUAGUACUUGCCAUGUUUUCUAAUUCUCCUGUUUGUGCCUCAUCCCAGCCUGCCUUGUUCAUGUUCACAUUCAGCUGUUGGACGUGGUUUGAAUGUGCUGGAGCUGGUGCAGACUGGUUCCCAGCCUGCAGGGUGUCCCAGGGUCUGGAAUGUCUUAUCUGAAGUUCUUGAAACUUCCAAGAAAACUUUUCAGAUUUAUUUAGCUUUUCCUUUUCCAGUGAAGUGUUUUGCAGUGUGUAUAUCUAAGAAACUGAAGUAAUCCAAGGUAUUUUGCAGGGGUUGAAGUGCCAUGACACAGGGCUUUUUUAUGGCCAAAAAUACGUAUAUUUACUUGAAGAGCCUGAGGUUGUUCAUAACAUCAUGUGAUGAUGUUAUGUUUUUCUUCUGUGAGUUGAAACCUGAAAAACUUGCAGAAACUAUUGUAAGACUAAAAUUCUUGAGGGAAGUGGAGUGAGUCAGGGCUGCAAGUGAAGCAGCUUGGGGUUUUUUAGCUUUAUGAACUUAGCCUUGCUCCUGCCUAGCUCAGUACAAAUGGCUUUCCUCUUCCAGGUGGGAGGUGCAGUAGUUCUAAACUGGCUGUGAGAAAUUACAUUUUCAGUGGAUAGUUCUUCAAUUACCUGCUUAAGAGCAUAAGGAGCUUGGGGGAAGACCAUGUCUCUGUACUUGGUGAAAAUGAUGCUUUGUGGCUCUUCAUUCACUGACUGAAUGAAGAGAUUUCCAGAUCAAAUGAAAUGUCACCUGGGUAAAAGUUGCAGCUGCAUCACAAUUUACCAUGCACUGGAGGAUCUCAUGCAAAAUUAAGUCAUUUAGAGUGGUUUUGUCAAAACAGACUGAAAAUCGUCUUCUAGCUUUGAACUUUAUACAUGCUAUAAAAAUGUUGUCUUCUCCAAAGUAAAUAAUCUUGUAAUAACUGUAAUUCCUUCCAUGACAACAUUCACCUGGUAUAGUAACAAGCAUAUAGUCCACAGGAGGAAUUGAGUACAGGUCAGAUGAGAAACAUCUUGAAAAGUAAAAAAGGGCUCAGAGGAUCCUGACUUUACUCUUCUGAUAACAUGUUUUUACCUGUGGCAUUGGAGCAUGGCUGGGACACGAGCCAGCCCCAUGCAGAGGUAGCCACGGUCUUCAUUAGGUCAAAUCUCAAGAACAGACAGCACAUCUUCAUGGUCAUAGCUGGUGUGAGCACAGCUCAUCUUGAAAUACCCAAGUGAAAUCAAACAGGCUACAGGGAUAACACUGCAACCAUGCUGCAAGUCAGCACAAGCGAGUUGGUUUGGUGUUCUGACUUGGGGAAAGUGAGCUCCCAGUUGCUGGGUUUAUACUGCUAACAGUCCCUCCACCAGCCAUGUUGAAGCCUGCUUGGCUAUUUUUACACAGCUGCAGUGCUCCUCUGACUGCAGAGCCAGUGUUUUGGUAACAGCUCCCCUGGUGUAACUGUUCAGCACUCAACAGAAGCGUUUUCUGUGCAGACAGACAGACAUACCCCAAGAUCAGCAGUGGGCCAGGGGAUAUUAUAGACACUGAAUAGCCUGAUUGCUGCAGUGUAAAAUGUGGAAUGAGGCAAAUGCCACACAAACAAAAUAACACCCAGCAGAGCAGUUUAUUUAGACUACUUUGCCUCUGCCCCCACCCCACCAGCUCUUGUGUCUCUUCAAUGUAAUCUCCGUGGGGACUCUUAUUACGGAGAAAACAGUGACGGAGCUGAGUGCAUUUCCUACAGAACUGGCAAACUGCAAGGCUCUGCUGCCCUUGUUACUCAACAAUCUGCUGUUGUGCUACCUUCCAUCUUGGGAAAUGCUUUAAUUCUGUUGUUUUCUCUCUGCCUUACCUUGUGACAACAGGAUGGGUUUUUUUUUUCCAGCAAACCAGGUCUAACAUUUAUGACAUUUGAAAUUAAAUGUUCCUUUCCCCACUGCUGCUUACCUUCUAUAGCAGCCCUGUUUUGAGGGACUAGAAAAAAUACCUCUGAAAUCUAAAGGGGUUUUAAAUCUUUGCCCUGAAGGCAACUUUGAAGCCUCAUCACAGAAAUGCUGUUCCACUUUACACACACAAAAAAAAGCAUUAUUCAAAGUAAUCACAACAGUCCCAUCUCAUUUUAAAGCAGAAAUAGAGGCCCUAGGUAGAUUCUUUCUGUUCAGAUUAUCUACCAUGUUACCCUUUGAAUAACAGGUUGCAAAUUGUGAGCGGUUACUGAAACUGACAGAAGUUACCAGUACCUUGUUUAGUCUGAAGGUGAGAUUCUGCUAUCCUUACUGGUUCAAGGAUGCCUUGUAGUGCCAGGAGCUGUCUCAGGGCAAUAAAACUGCCCCAGGAGCACACUGGCUGUGCUGUAGGACAUGGUCCCCCCAACUCCUCAAACCUGCUCUCUUGAGCUUUGAAAACCAUAGGGAAUGGGAAAUCUUGCUAAAGGCUAUGGCUAUUUUUCUUCCCUGUCUGGGGUUGUUUGAGAUGAAGAUGCCUGGGUGGGGACAGAAAUCCUGGAUGAGCUAUCCUCAGGGUUAGGGCUGGGAGGAGAGAGGAAAAAUGAGUCUUGGUUCAUCCCAGUGUUGUUAGUUAAAGGACCUGACAUGAAAGAAUAGAAAAUAAUCUGUUCCUUUAUUAGUGCAAGCUUUUAAUUUAAAAUGUAAAAGUGAGGCUAGCGAUAAAAUGGGUGUGUACAUAGGUUGGGAGACGUUAGUUUUCUUGGAAGAUUUUUCUUUCAGGAGCAAAUAUCAACGUUUAAUAGAGUCAUCCAUAAGCGCAUCUAUGCAGCACAUGCAGACAGCAGAUGAAGUGAUAAUUCCAUCUUCAGCUCCUGGAGGAAGCCCAGUAUGUACCUGCAUGGGAGUCAGGUCCUGCUAGCGAGCAGUGUUACUUGGAAACAAAUCAGGUAGGGUCUUGGAUGAGCCUGUCUAGAUGCAGAAUUCCAGCUUCCCUGUCAAGUCAAGAAUAGGUGGACGUUUGCUGCUGAAACUGAACUGGUAUUUAGGAAUGUACUUUACUUUACGUGCAGGGAAGUUGUCCUGGCUGUGUAAAAUUCAGUAGGUGGUUAUAUGUGUAGAGGGUAGAGGCCAUUCUUGUGAACGCUGUAGUUCUUGUGCUGCAGACAGCAAAUGUAUAGGAGCUAAUAAAAAGCAGCCAUGUUUUCAACAUACCACCUCCCACCUUGUGCAAUUCUCACUGAAGAAGUAAAAUGCUUGCUUUUCCCUACAGCAUAAGCAGUGUUGUGCCUUCAGUGGCAUUAUGGGCUGAGGAGCCAAACAGCUAUUGCGCGAGCAAUGCUCUCCUGGAGGGCUGAUUGUGACUCUUGAGAAAGAUGAGCAAGGAGAAGCUGUCAUCUCUGGAGGGUGGGAGCAUGCAGGUUAUCAAGCAGUUGGCUCCCCUGCCAGCUUAUGCUGUGCUCUGCAGCAAGUGCCUCACACAUGGACUUGCUGCAGCUCCCACCAGGGACUAUUGCCCUUCACUGCUGUGCAAUUUGUGCAUGAAUCCCAAGGGAAGGGAAAGGGGGCUGAGCUCCACGCUCGUCAGCUUGGAGGACUCCUGAUUCCUAGCCAAAACUCAUCUUCAUCCCUGUUUUUUUUUCUUAUGGAUGGGAUUUUGAUUUAAAGUAAAGCUGAACUGCCUCUGAUUGUCUUGGUGGUAAUGUCGGGACCAUCGAGAUUGAAGGACAAGAGUCAGCCGCUGUGCUAACCCCCUAAGCAGAGUUCACAGGCAGCUGGCCCAAGCCAUGUAAAUAGUUAAGGCUGAGUGAUGUGGCUGUCUACAUGCAGAGAGCACUGGGAGUCAGUGACAGAUCAUACAAUGAAUUUGCACAAUUCCAUUUAAAGACAGGCUGCUAUUUAAAGUACUUCAGUGAAGUAGGAUGUGCCUGUGAGCCAGAGCUGGAAUAAAGUGAUGAUUCAUUCUGGGACAUACAGGGCUACUUCAUAGCUGCUGGCUGGAGUUUUCAAAGCUGCUGAGGCAAAGUUACUCUUGUUUCUCUCACUUGUGAUUUUUUUUUCUCAUACUGUAAUAAAUUGAAAACAUAUUUGGUCAAAAUUUGCAGUUGUGAAUGCUUGUCAGUGCUGUUCUGUAGGUGCAAGCAUUAUUCCAGACAGAUGCUAUGCUGUAGCUGUGUAAUCAGCGUUGCUAUACAUGCAGUUUGCUGUACUUCACAGGUCCUGUGUUUUGUAAACAUAUCUCCCAACGUAUAUCUUCUUGAAUUUUGUAGAAAUUAAUGGAAUUUGUUUGGUUUUUUUUUUAAUGGGGUGAAGCUGGCAAUUAAAUUGAAAUAAAAUCUGUACUGAGACAAAAA
Molecule: messenger RNA, 6522 nt
Organism: Phalacrocorax carbo (great cormorant)
Lineage: Eukaryota; Metazoa; Chordata; Aves; Suliformes; Phalacrocoracidae
Source: RefSeq, a predicted model, not a curated record